GCUGAUACCGGCAUUCUGUGAAACAGUAGGCACAUACCGACAACGGCGGCGACAUGGAACUUAACUACAUCGCUGAGGCACAUCAGCAACCAAUAAACAAGAAAUGUUGAUCGAAAGAAGAUUUACGCAACGGAGCGACGGAAACAGAGCUGAUAAAGCUCAGGCCGGAACGGAUCGGCGAUGUAGUCAUCAUUCAACCUCUCGCGUCCAGUCAACAGAUCCAAGGCACCCCACUCCCAGCCAUGCCGGCGCCGCCAGCGAUUCGUGAUCCGUUCAACUUUGUGUUCAUCACCAUGUUCCUGUUCGGCAUCGCUUCCCUCCUGCCGUGGAAUUUCUUCAUCACUGCCGAUGACUACUGGAAGUACAAGUUCCGCAACGUUUCAGCAAAUGAGAGUGUCGUGACAGGAAAGACAGAACUUCAAGCUGUGUUUCCCAGCUACUUGGCCAUAGCGAGCAAAGUACCUUAUAUCUUUUCCUUGGCACUCAACACGUACCUUAGCCGGAGAGUGCAGCCAGCGCGCAGGAUUGGUUGGCCCCUAUUUGGAUGCGCUGUACUGUUCGUAGUGACGGCUGUCUUGGUCAAGAUAAAUACUGACUCACAUCAAAUGGAAUUUCUGGGAGGGACAUUAGCCAUUGUAGUACUAAUAAACUUAUGUUCUGGCUUCCUGCAAGGCGGAGGUACGGGUUUGGCAGGAUGCUUUCCUGUGAGGUACAUGGCAGCAAACGUCUACGGACAGGCUGUGGGCGGCGUGUUUGCUACGGUAGCGCAGAUAUUGUGCUUGAUGAGUGACGUAUCUCCCACGACGAGUGCCUUGCUCUAUUUCAUUUUGGCCGUCCUAACACUUAUCUUAACCCAGGUCUGCUUUGGAGUGCUCCUGAAAACUCAUUUCUACAAGUACUACAUUGGCACGCAGACAGUGUCGUAUGUGGACUUCGCUAAUAAUUGUACAAAAGAGAAAACAUCAUUGUGGCACAUCUUCAAAGGGGGCUGGAUGUUUUUCACCUCUAUCGUACUCAUUUUCUGGGUCACCCUUUCCAUCUUCCCCACCAUCAUGGUUCUAGUCGUCUCCACACACGCAGACAAUGGUUCAACUAUCACCAACAAAUUCUUCAUACCACUAUCGUGCUUCAUGAUGUUCAAUAUAAGUGAUCUCAUUGGAAGAUUCAUCUGUGCCUAUCUACCGAUGAGCGCCACUUGGAAGAAAACAAUAUUAGUCAGUUGCUUGGCGAGGGUCGUCUUCGUACCCCUUUUCCUGCUGUGCAACGCCCACCCGCGGCAGCAUCUUCCAGUCCUGUUCAAUAGUGACCUCGCAUACGUCAUUUUCAUGUGCCUCUUCGGGCUCUCUAAUGGUUAUCUCACCAGCAUUACGCUUACAUACAGCUCAAAGUCUGCCACGCCAGAAAAUCAAGAAACUGCCGGAUCUAUGGCAGCUGUCUUCUUGGGCUUAGGACUCAUGCUAGGUUCUGUGUCUUCUUACGCCACGGUCAAGCUUCUCUAAAUUCGCCGUAAUCUUGUGUGCAUGUCAAGUUUCCAGUUGGUCUGUGGAACCAUCUCAGCAAACCUUGGGACUGUUUGGGACACGGUUGUCUAAAAUCGCCAGCCCGUGGCGGAGCGAUCCCCUAUGCUCAACUGCUCUCCCUAGCAGACGACGCAGAUUCUGCUAUGGUUCUCUCCCCCAACGGGUGUCGGUGCGUUCCUCCCCUCGGAGACUGUAUUAGUAUAAUGUAUAGCACGACCUACUAGAUUAUAACGACCAUGUCAUAAGCACCUCUUCCCUGCGCCGCAUUUAGAAGCUAGCGGUGGCGCUACUCAUCGGCCCGGUUAUUGCUUACUCAAUUUCUGCAAUACUUUGUACUUCAACGUACCUUAGUAUUUUUGCAUAAGCCGUGGAUGUCUCACGGGGGAUGCUUCUUUCUAAAGUUCAUUAUCAUCAUCAUUCUACGCCUUUUCAUAGGAGAUAUUGCUGUCGUCUGCUACGGCAGUCAUGCGUCCGCUUCUGCGCGUUCAGAAUUCAAAUUUCCAUUGUCCAGUCAUGAUGUAGCUGUCGCGGGCCGAUGAGUGGCGCCCCUAGCGGAUCGUGCGGUCGGGACGGGCUCCUCAUAGGGGUUGCCGAUUAUGACAUGGUCGUUAUAAUCUAGGAGGUCGCGGUGUAUAGUUCCUUCGAGCGCGACAUCGCCAAUAGGGGACUGCUCGGCAACGGGCUGGAGAUUUUAGACAACCGUGUCCCAAACAGUACCUACGUAGUACUUCAUUCGGAGUCUCACGCUGUCCCGACCCAAAUUAAGCAUGCAUUUCGAACCCGAUUAUUUCGAAUGUCUCGCUUAGCUAGUACGAAGGGCGAGCCAGUAAAUGCACAUGCGUCAAAUCCUGCUCAUGUCUUUCUCUCUCUCCCUCAUUUGUACAAAAUUAAAGGACUACCAAGGUCGUCAUCCCCAUCAA
Molecule: messenger RNA, 2440 nt
Organism: Ornithodoros turicata
Lineage: Eukaryota; Metazoa; Arthropoda; Arachnida; Ixodida; Argasidae
Product: equilibrative nucleoside transporter 1-like
Exons: 15
Coding region: 243-1499 (418 amino acids)
Biological process (GO): nucleoside transmembrane transport
Cellular component (GO): plasma membrane
Molecular function (GO): nucleoside transmembrane transporter activity
Source: RefSeq, a predicted model, not a curated record